AAUGAAGAAGUUAUUUCUGGUUCUUUUCUCUUUGGCUUUGGUACUUAGGCUUGGGGAGAGUUUCGAUUUCCACGAGAAGGAGUUGGAAACUGAGGAAAAAUUGUGGGAGUUGUAUGAGAGAUGGAGAAGCCAUCACACUGUAUCGAGGAGCCUUGAUGAGAAAGACAAGAGGUUCAAUGUGUUCAAGGCUAAUGUACACUAUGUUCACAACUUCAACAAGAAGGAUAAGCCUUAUAAGUUGAAAUUGAACAAGUUUGCAGACAUGACUAACCAUGAAUUCAGACACCAUUAUGCUGGUUCCAAGAUUAAGCAUCAUCGUUCUUUUCUUGGAGCUUCACGAGCAAAUGGAACUUUCAUGUACGCCAAUGUGGAAGAUGUCCCUCCCUCUGUUGACUGGAGGAAGAAGGGUGCUGUUACUCCUGUCAAAGACCAAGGCAAAUGUGGAAGUUGCUGGGCAUUUUCAACUGUCGUUGCAGUAGAGGGGAUAAACCAAAUCAAAACAAAUGAGUUAGUAUCUUUAUCAGAACAAGAACUUGUUGACUGUGACACUAGUCAAAACCAAGGAUGCAAUGGAGGGUUGAUGGACAUGGCAUUUGAAUUCAUCAAGAAGAAGGGAGGCAUCAAUACUGAAGAGAACUAUCCAUACAUGGCUGAAGGUGGCGAGUGUGAUAUUCAAAAGAGGAAUUCUCCUGUGGUAUCAAUUGACGGAUAUGAGGAUGUUCCUCCUAAUGAUGAGGAUUCCCUACUUAAAGCAGUAGCCAACCAGCCUGUUUCUGUAGCUAUACAAGCUUCAGGUUCUGACUUCCAGUUCUACUCUGAGGGUGUAUUCACCGGAGACUGUGGUACUGAGUUGGACCAUGGUGUGGCAAUUGUGGGCUAUGGCACAACCCUUGAUGGAACCAAAUACUGGAUUGUGAGGAACUCGUGGGGACCUGAAUGGGGAGAAAAAGGAUACAUUAGGAUGCAACGCGAGAUUGAUGCUGAAGAGGGAUUGUGUGGUAUAGCAAUGCAACCAUCCUACCCCAUCAAGACUUCAUCAAGCAACCCCACAGGGUCUCCUGCAACAGCACCUAAGGAUGAACUCUAAGUUACAUAUUAUCCACUCAGCCUCAUUUAGUGUCUGUUUUAGUUUCUGUGCAAGUAAUAGGCAACUACCCAUAAGAAUGUGUAACAUAAGAUGCAUUUAGUUUCAUGGUGUCGCAUUAUAAUGUUCUGUAAACUGCAUUGGAAUAUGAUUCAGUGAAACAUUUCCUUUCCUGCAAUAUGCGUUCUUCAAAAUAAACAGUUUGGUAUGUGGACAAUUGGGCAUGUACUUGUUUAA
Messenger RNA from Nicotiana tabacum (common tobacco), 1321 nucleotides. The record is from RefSeq and is a predicted model, not a curated record. NCBI's taxonomy places the organism in Eukaryota, Viridiplantae, Streptophyta, Magnoliopsida, Solanales, Solanaceae.